Messenger RNA from Drosophila kikkawai, 1682 nucleotides. RefSeq lists its product as uncharacterized. The record is from RefSeq and is a predicted model, not a curated record. NCBI's taxonomy places the organism in Eukaryota, Metazoa, Arthropoda, Insecta, Diptera, Drosophilidae.
AACAAACUUAAAAAUAAAGUACUGUUCAAAAUAUCCUACAAAAUCAAGUGUAUUAGUAUUCAAUUUCAAAACCAGACAUUCAACUAGUUGACAAGAAUUAUAUUGUAUAUUUUCCACUCCUCAAAUAAAAUUUCUUAUACAAAAUGUGGGAGCAGCUGGAGCGAUAUCGCAAUCACUUUUUACAACGCGAAAUCAAGGAUGUGAUGAAGCCCAGCUCCAUCAACAAUCAGCAGAGAAUGGAGUGGGCGGAGGCCUUGGAGAAGCGGGAUCUCUGCAAGUGCUUCCCCGAUCGCGACUCGGUGGCCUCCAAAUACUUUGAUGAUAGGGCCAAGUUGGCCUACGGUUGGUUUGCUCUGCCCAAAUUGAUGAAGGAAAUGGACAGCGAUGUUCGCCUGACCCACUGGAAGGCUAUUGUGUCCUUGACGGAAUUCCUUUUGAAUCCCUUGAAUGCCCAGACUGCCAUCACCGAAUAUGAUAUUGUGAGAAAGUUAAAGAACGCCUUUAUGCGUUUGAGAUUGAAGCAUCACAAGGAGGAAUACCGCGAAGGCGAGAUGUACCUCAAGAUUUAUAACAUUCUUUCACGUAAUUUGAAUGGCGCCGAAAAUAUUGCCAACCGCAAGUGUCUUCGGGUGGAGUUUUAUAAGAUCAUCAAGGCCCAGGAAGACUUGAAAGAGGAGUUGGCUUCUGAGAUACUUCGAAAUUUGACGGGCAAGACAAAGGUUCUUUCAAUUAUUUUGGAGGAUCCCGAGAACUUCUCCUCCCUGGCCGACAUCUUCAAGCAGGACCCCUGUCGCCCGCACUAUCCCAUACAUUUGUGGCACCACCUGUGCCACCUGCUCGAAGUGGCCCCGGAGCAGGGACUGGAGUUGGGCUUCUUCGAGCUGCUCCACUUUAGGAUCCUCAAUCGUUUGCCCGACUUUCGGGAUAUGGCCACCAAGGCCUUCGCCCUGCUGCUUCGCUGUACCGAGGGCCAACGACGCUUCGAUGACGUGGAUGGAGUCAAGCUCCUGCACGACAUCUUUGCCACGAUGGAUGGGAAGCCACGAAAAUUGCUGCCUCUUCAGAACUGGGAGUACCUGGUCCUGGCCCUGGUCAAUGGACUGCACAGCAAGAAGGCUCUGUGGCGGAGCCGGGAGUUCACCAUGCUGCCUUGCUAUGUGGGUCGAAUCAUGCAGACGACGGAGGACAAUCCACGGCUGCAGUUGCACUGCCUGAAGGCUCUCCGGGAGCUGGGCAUGAUGCCGUGCAUCAAGCGCUAUAUUAUUGGCAACUGGCUGGGGGACAUCUGCAGGCUGUUUUGCCUGGAUGCGGAGGCCGAGUGUGCUAGGGAUGCGCUGGUCGACUGGCUGCGUCGCGAUAUAGCCGAUAGUAGUAGUUAAUGUCUUUACUGUGUUUUGUUUGCGUUUCAUAGAAGAGAAAACAUAGCAUUUCCCCGCCCUUAAACCGUUUAGAUAAAUUCAAUCUACCCCUCAAAACUCGCUCCUGGUCCCAAAGAGAGUCCUUUGAGGAAAAAGGGGAUGCUUUUGGGACACAGAGAGAGAGAGGGAGAGUGAGCUUUUCAGAGAGCAGUUGCUGCCAGCUGUUCUGGCUUUAGCUUUAAAAUAAAAUAAAUUGUGGUUAAUAUUUAACACCUCUAAAAAUCUAUAGAUUAUAUCUGGACUAUAAAUAAAUUCAAAAAUACA